AAAACAUCCACCAAAAUAGUUCUGAUCCUGUGAGGACAGAUGAAUCUAGAAAACACAGUCUAAUUCACCAUCAGGGACCGAGUCAAGAAAGCACCUCAAAAAAGACCCUGCCUCCUAUCAACAAUUGCAAUUCCUCAUGGCCUCGUGAUGUUUAUAAAGGCGACUCCACAAUCUGACCUGCAUCUUUAGGACUAAAAACGUCUAUCUGAAUUUCAUUCAUUGGUUUCAGUUCACUAGAAGUCAUGGAUGGUCAACUAUGCCACAACACAAGAACAAGAUGCACCCUGAAAAGCAACCUGAAUUCUGCUAACCUAACGACCGAUUCCGACAAUUCGACGCAUACCUUCAGUGUGUUUGAAGGAUGCGAACAAAUGGUGAGUGGUAUCCUUUUUGACCUAACUAUGCAGUCCUUCAACGUGAUCAUAGGAAUACCUGCCAACAUCCUGGUCAUAGCGAACCUGAUAAACACGCGGAAUGAGCCUUCAACUUCUGACAUCUUCCUGGGCUGCCUGGCUUUCAUGGACACCUACUUCGGAUUUAUGACUAUCAUAGCAUUACUCAAUCUCUACCACUGGAAAAGUGCUAUGGGUUGGAUGGCUCUGAAGUUCUCCUUUGGUGUUAAGGACACCAGCGGGCCGCUCUUCCUCUCGUGUGUCUGUCUGGAUCGAUUUAUAGCCGUUCUCUUCCCCAUCGCAUUCGGACAGUUGAAGGACAUCAAAUACAGGAUCGGCCUGAGCAUUGUGGUUCUGCUGCUCACUUUUGCUUAUGCUUCGGCCAAAACCGUUGGUGGUCUGCCCAACUUUGAAAAGGUUUUUACUGGUGAGGUCUUGUUUGCUUUUACCUGGAUGGUGGUGUGUAACGUGAGCAUCCUCUGGGCCCUGAAACGCUCACGAGGCUCUGGUAAAGAUGAGAUGCAUCCGAUGAAAAAAAAGGCUUUUAAGAUGGUGCUGUCUAUCUUGAUCAUCAUCGUGAGCAACUAUCUCCCUCCAGUUGCUCUGUUCCCCUUUGAAGACCAUUAUCCACACAAGAUCUUCACUUGCUAUGUACAGCCAGUGGGUUAUGCCUUCUUGAACAUCAGCAGCACUAUCCAGCCCUUAACUUAUUUGUCCCGCCUGGAGAAAGUACCAUUCUUGCCUGAUUCUUGGGUAAAGAAGUUAAGCUGCAAGGAACAAGACAAGCCCUUAAAGGAAAAAAUAACUUCCGCCUGAAAUAAUGUCUGAAACAUGGCGGGAAAAAAAUAAUUAUCAUCCUACUGUAGCCUACUAGUACUGCAUUUUAAUAGCUCUUCGGUUUGCAAUAUUCCUACAUAUAUUGUAUGUCAUAUAUAAUCUAUUAUAAAUUGAACUUGGAUCUUAGUAGCAAAAAUGAUUGUUCUGGAGGUUUCAGACUCUAUCCAUGUUAUGUCUUUGAAUUGUAACACUGAGUUCUGAAUAUCAAAUCAUUCAUUAUGCAAAUAUACAUUGUUUGUAACUUUCCAAGCAUUCAUAUUUUAUUUUUGUGAAUUCUAAAUAAAACACUCAAAGGUUAAUUUAAAGAGUUGUGGCGCCCCCAUGUGUAACAGAGCAAAA
Messenger RNA from Pimephales promelas (fathead minnow), 1568 nucleotides. Its product is annotated as G protein-coupled receptor 4. Gene Ontology annotation, biological process: positive regulation of Rho protein signal transduction; phospholipase C-activating G protein-coupled receptor signaling pathway. Lineage: Eukaryota; Metazoa; Chordata; Actinopteri; Cypriniformes; Leuciscidae. Gene Ontology annotation, cellular component: plasma membrane. The record is from RefSeq and is a predicted model, not a curated record. Gene Ontology annotation, molecular function: G protein-coupled receptor activity.